AUGCACAGCCUACGAGAGUUGGCUCAGAACAAGCCAAUUGUACCUCUGGAGUAUUUUCUUGAGAAAGUAGUCUGGCCUGAAGCUCAACUUCCAUUAGUGAGAACCAAUGAGGCUACUCCGUUGGAGCCCACACCGGCACAGGUUGAACCAAUGCCAGCCGAGCCACGAACUCCAGUGGUGAAUCCACCUCCUUCUCCUGAGCUUGAAGUAGUUCCCCCAUCUCCACCUCUGAUUAUCAUCUCUUAUGCAUCAUCAAAUGAAGUUGUUGCCCCUUCUAAUUCGCCAGCUGAAGAAACAGUUGACCCCCCUGCUUCCCCAGUUGGAGGAAUUGUUGAUCUUUCUGAUUCGUCAUCUGGAGAAGUUGUUGCUCUCACUGAUUCCCCAGUAUAG
Molecule: messenger RNA, 390 nt
Organism: Glycine soja
Lineage: Eukaryota; Viridiplantae; Streptophyta; Magnoliopsida; Fabales; Fabaceae
Product: protein TonB-like
Exons: 1
Coding region: 1-390 (129 amino acids)
Source: RefSeq, a predicted model, not a curated record